Trichoderma virens Gv29-8 is the source of this 1284-nucleotide messenger RNA. RefSeq lists its product as uncharacterized. Gene Ontology annotation, molecular function: RNA binding; glutamate 5-kinase activity; ATP binding. Lineage: Eukaryota; Fungi; Ascomycota; Sordariomycetes; Hypocreales; Hypocreaceae. The record is from RefSeq and is a predicted model, not a curated record. Gene Ontology annotation, cellular component: cytosol; cytoplasm. The coding region runs from base 1 to 1284 and encodes 427 amino acids. The transcript is spliced from 5 exons.
AUGAGGAAGCCAAAGCCGCUGACCGUUGUCAUUAAGCUGGGGACGAGCUCAAUUGUCGACGAAAACACCCAUGAACCUCUGCUUCCGAUUCUGACCUUGAUUGUGGACACGGCAGUCAAGUUAAGGAAGGAUGGCCACAGAGUGGUCAUUGUCUCUUCAGGAGCCAUUGGCGUCGGUCUUCGCCGCAUGGACGUAGCAAAGCGUCCCAAGCAUUUGGCUCAGCUACAGGCAUUGGCAGCAAUCGGUCAGUGCCGGUUGAUUAGUCUCUGGGAUAGCUUGUUUGCUCAUCUGGCACAGCCAGUGGCCCAGAUUCUACUUACGCGAAAUGACAUUGCUGAUCGGACGCGAUACCUCAAUGCCCAAAGCACAUUCAACGAAUUAUUAGACAUGGGAGUCAUCCCCAUUGUAAACGAAAACGAUACCCUGGCAGUUUCCGAAAUCAAAUUUGGCGAUAAUGAUACCCUUUCAGCGAUUACUUCGGCUAUGAUACAUGCAGAUCUCUUAUUUCUCAUGACGGAUGUCGACUGUUUAUACGACAAGAACCCGAGAAGCAACCCCGAUGCAAAGCCCAUCGAAAUUGUCGAGGAUAUUUCGGCCCUUGAGGCGGAUGUCUCGAGCGCUGGCUCAGCACUAGGUACUGGAGGUAUGAGCACCAAGAUCAUCGCCGCACGACUCGGCACAUCGGCGGGCGUGACGACAAUCAUCACUAGAUCGUCAAAUCCCGGCAACAUCCUGAGCAUCGUGCGUUACCUCCACCAGUCUCAGCCUUCGAGAUCGGCGUCGUCCGUGUCGCUCAAUCUCAUUGCUGCAUCGGAAAAUACAGCGACAAGACCGGCUCCGCCAUUGCACACAAGAUUUCUGCCUUCAACCGAGCCGAUUCGAGACCGCCACUUUUGGCUCCUCCAUACCCCCAACCCCCAUGGCACGCUGUAUAUCGACGAAGGCGCCCACAAAGCGCUCCUUACCAAGGCUGGUUUGCUUCCCGUCGGUGUAGUUGAAGUCGAGGGGAAUUUCGCCCAGCAAGAAGUCGUCCGCCUCGUCGUUGUCACCCGACGAUCAACUCCCGGCCCAGAUGGAAAGCGUUGGGAGGGUUUGGGACUGGAAGUUGGACGUGCUCUCGUCAACUAUGCCGCCCCCGAAAUCUCUAGGAUCAUGGGCCAUCAGAGCACGGAGAUUCGAGGCAUUUUGGGCUAUGCGGAUAGUGAAUAUGUUGCGCACCGUUCACACAUUGGCAUUUUCAGGGCAGAGAGCAGGUCUGCGACUCCGACGAGGGACUUGCGCUAG